Messenger RNA from Zingiber officinale, 3749 nucleotides. Its product is annotated as putative disease resistance protein RGA3. The record is from RefSeq and is a predicted model, not a curated record. The coding region runs from base 88 to 3531 and encodes 1147 amino acids. Gene Ontology annotation, biological process: defense response to fungus. Gene Ontology annotation, molecular function: ADP binding; protein binding. NCBI's taxonomy places the organism in Eukaryota, Viridiplantae, Streptophyta, Magnoliopsida, Zingiberales, Zingiberaceae. The transcript is spliced from 2 exons.
CUUCCCCUGUCGAUCAACUUCUGUAGUUAACACAGCUCUACUAAUAUCAUUGUUCUCCUGAAAAUAGGAUUAGUUAGUUAUUUACCAAUGGCGAACAACCCUUUCUCUAGCUUCGGCUCCAAGAUCGACGACCUUUUACCGCUGCUUGCUGAAGCGACGAUCGGAUUAUCAGAUGUUGCAGCGGGAUCUUCGCCUGAGGUACCGUUGAAAGAAUUAAAAGAUAUUAAAGCGAUUCUGAAGAAUAUCAAAGGGCUGCUGUAUGAUUCGGGGCGCCAGAUUAGGGAAGAUGCUAUCAAACUGCUGCUGAAGGAGCUCCAAGAUUUGGUCAUCGAGGUUGAAGAUUUGGUGGACGAUUACGAAUACAAGAUGUUCCAACGCGAAGCGGAAUUUCUUAAUAAAAUCGAGCAGCCGUCAGGUUACGUAUCUUCAGAUCGUUUGCGGGGACUUGAUGGAGGGGCAAUGCAUUCCCCGGGACUCGACGGAGGGGCAAAGUCGUGUGUAACAGGCUCUUCCCCGGGACUUGGCGGAGGGGCAAGGUCUCCAAUAAAUCCUUCUCCGGAACUUAGCGUAGGAGCAAGUCCUUCUUCGGGACUUGAUGUAGGGGCAAGUCAUCAUUCAUGUAUAACAGACUUUUCCUCGGGACUUGGUGGAGGGGCAAGGUCUACAAUAGACCCUUCUCCAGAAUUUAGCGAAGGAGCAGGUCAUUCGUCGGGACUUGAUGGAGGGGCAAGUUCCUGUAUAACAACAGACCCUUCCUCGGGACUUGGCGGAGGGGCAAGCCAUUCCCCGGGAUCUAGGGGAGGAGUAAGUCAGUGUACAACCCAUUUAACGUUAGCUCUACGGAGGGUCCAAUGGAUAUGGAUGGAGCUCCGCGAACAACUCCGGAAGUCCCAGAAAUUCGCAAGCCACCUGCUGCUAGUUUCGCAAGAGAAUCAAACUUUUAAGAAGUUGCAAAGGGUAAGAAAGUUUCUUCUUGCAGAGUCGGAGGAUACCAUCCGUGGAAGGAAGCAUUACAAUGCUUUUGAUGUAACUAAACAAAUCUAUGGGAGGAACACUGACCGGGAGCAUAUCAUUAGCUGGCUACUACUCGGUACAAAUUCCAGAUUUUCUCUUUUUGAGGAUGAACGCAGUAGAAAUAAGUUCUCUGCUAUUUCGAUAGUCGGCGAGGCAGGUGUCGGAAAAACAGCACUAGCUAAGGAAGUAUACAAUGAUCCCCUCGUAUGCAAAUACUUCAACUCAAGAGUCUGGCUUCACUUCACUGAGGAAUCUGAUGCUGUAAGCUUAUCAAAAGCAUUUUUUGUCUCUAUAACUGGAAAAUCUUGUGAUGGCAAAGAACCGGUUCAUCUUCAAAGUGUUAUGAAGGAAGAACUAAAGGGAAAAAAGCUUUUGCUCGUGCUGGAUGAUCUUCAGGACCUGAAUCCGAGACUGUGGAAAUACUUGCAAGCUCCCUUAGCUGGUGUUAGAAUGGCUAAGUUUAUAAUUACUUCCCAGACUGAGCUAGGCACUAGUAAAUCAAGAGGAAUCGAAUCUUAUCCAUUGGGUCGCUUGAGUCUAGAUCUGUCAUGGAAUGUAUUCCAGCACUAUGCAUUUUGUGAAGAUUCCAGUUGCCCACCUGAGCUCAUUGAAAUUGGAAAACAUAUUGUUCAAAAGUGUUGGGGAUUGCCUCUAGCUGUGAAAACUCUUGGAAGCCUUCUUGGCUAUCAAAUGGAUAAACGGAUAUGGAUAGAUGUUUUGGAUAGUGAAUUGUGGGAAUUACAAGAAAGUGAGACUCACAUUUGUCCAGCUCUUCAGUUGAGCUACUAUCUAUUGCCCACUUAUUUGAAACCGUGUUUCCUCUACUGUUCUCUAUUUCCUAGGGGAUAUAAGUUUGACAAAUAUGAGUUAGUCAGAUUGUGGAUGGCACAAGGUUACAUUCAGCAUAAGUAUGGUCAAAGUCUGGAAACCGUUGGUUGUAAUUACUUCCAUGAGUUGCAGAUGCUAACAAUUUUUGACAGAUCAUGGGAUGGGACAUUCACAAUCCAUGACUUGCUAUAUGAUGUAUCGAAGUAUAUGUCAAAUGGAGAAUGCUCUUCCUUGCCAAAUGUGAAGAUGUAUAAGGACUCAGGUAAAAUCCGUCAAUUAUACGUGACAAGUAGCAAGGGGACAAAUGAACUCCAGUCUUCUAAUGCAAUCUUGACAUUGCAGUUAUUAUAUAGAAGUUUAGGUGGUUUCCUACCUAAUGAUAUUUUAACUAUGGCAUUGAUCGAGUCCGUGCAAGGCAUUCGGGCCUUGGAGUUGACAUGUCAUGCAGAUUCUUCAAUAGCUGAAACAAUUCAGGAGAAAGCAUUGGAUAAACUUAAUGCAUCUUCGGUAUCAAGCCUAAGAUUCAUUCACCUGCGAUAUCUUCGAAUUUGUGAUAGAUUUAUUGAACUCCUUCCUGCAGCCGUGUGCGAGCUUUACAACCUCCAGACACUGACCUUGGACAAAUGUUUAAAGUUAAGAGAACUACCAAGUGACAUAGGCAAGCUUGUUAACCUACGGUAUCUUGGACUUUCUGAAGCAAACAUUGAAAAGUUGCCGAAAUCUGUUUAUCAAUUGCGAAACCUUCAAUCCUUGAAAGUUGAUUAUUGCAGAAAUCUGAAGGAUCUACCCUACAACAUUGGCAGUCUUGUCAAUCUUUGCCAUCUCGGGCUUUCUGGAACAUCUAUCAAAAGGUUGCCUAGAUCUGUACAUCGCCUAUCCAAACUGUCAACACUAAAAUUGGACCAAUGCAAAAUCCUAAUGGAGUUACCCAGUUCCAUAGGAAACCUUGUGAACCUUAGACAUGUUACAGCUUGUAAGACAAAAAUCACAAAACUACCUGAGUCCAUCUGUUCAUUGUUCAACCUACUCACUUUAGAUUUGGCUUACAGCAAUCUUUCAGAGUUACCCAAUGACAUAGGUAACCUCUCCAACUUGAAUUACCUUGCACUUUCAUAUACAAAUAUUUCUAUUCUUCCAGAGUCUUUUAUGUUACUUUUUCUGGCAUCAAUAUUGAACAGCUUGUCUGCAUCUGUAUGCCAAUUGUUGAACCUGGAAGUUCUUGAGAUGGAUGGCUGCAGAAGAUUUUUCAGUUUACCUGAUGGCAUUGGCUAUCUUACUAAACUGCAUCAACUUAAGCUCUCGGAUACAGAAAUACGAGAGUUACCUGAAUCUAUAGGUCAGCUAUCUAACCUGCAAAAUCUGGAUCUGAAUGGCUGCCAAAGGCUCUCUAAGUUACCUGAGAGUAUUGGAUAUCUUUCAGAACUUAGUAAUCUAGAAGUCACGGAGACAAAAAUCAAGACAUUGCCUGCAUCAUUCUGUCAGCUUUCUAAUCUGAAAGUGCUAAAUCUGAAUGGUAAUUUGGAUCUUCAAGAGUUGCACAGUGGCAUUGAAAACCUUGCUAAUUUGUCUCAACUUGAACUUUCUGAAGUUGGCAUUGAGGUACUUCCUAGAUGCAUUGGCAGAUUGGCUAACCUAGAGAAGUUGAGUUUUGAGCACAAGCAGAAACCAUUUGAGAAUUAUCAGUUAUAAGCUUACUAAAGAAGACACUCUCAACUGUUGUGUUCUUACCACUUGCAGUCUUGGUACGCAAAUUUCAUGUUUUGAAUUAUUAUAACGGUUUGUCGAUGCUGCUUUCUUUGUUUCUGAAAAAUGCAACUCUUAGAAGAAGUUUACCUGGGCUCUUGUGUUAACUAUUCAGCAUUGUAGUGUAAAAGCUGAUGCUUCUUUAAAUGGACUUAUAUACAUAG